AUGGAUUCAGAAACAUUUGUAACCAUCGGCACCCCGCAACCGGAGGACGCCAAAGACGUGGGCGCAAAAGAUCGCAACAAAGUCCUGCCGAUCCAUCUCCAGGAACCCCGCGAUGAGCAAGGGCGGAAAAGGUUCCAUGGCGCGUUCACGGGCGGGUUCUCGGCGGGGUAUUUCAACACGGUGGGUUCCAAAGAAGGAUGGACACCAUCCCAGUUCGUCUCGAGCCGGUCCUCCCGUCCCGAAGCGCGCAAUGCGUCCCAACGCCCCGAAGACUUCAUGGACGAAGAGGACAUGGCAUCCCUCACCGCCAACCAGCAAAUCGCGGCAACGGAGGAAUUCGACAUCCUGGGCGGCACCGCGCGGGAACUGGCACGGCGCAAAGCGACGGUGAAUGCUGUGGAGAGGGAUGGCAGCGCCGCGCCGAUGGCGUUACCGGCGGCGCUUGUGGAGGAUCUGAUUGGUCCGUCGAAGGACCCGAUUGGGAAGAAGCUGUUGAGGCAGAUGGGGUGGAGGGAGGGGCAUGGGGUUGGGCCGAGGGCGAGGCGGAGGAGGAGGGGUGAUGGGAAAGAGGAUAUCUACGCGACGGAGCACCUAUUUGCACCCAAGGACGUGACGGUCGACACGCUGAAGCCGAAAGCAGAUCACUACGGGAUCGGGUUCGAUCCGUACGAAAACGCGCCCGAAUUCGCACACCUCAAAAAGAGCGCGGCCACGAAGCCGAGCAGCGAGGCCAAACCCGCAAAACGGAGCGGGUUCGGCGUCGGCGUGUUCGAGGACGAGACGGAGGAUCUGGAUGUCUAUGGGUCGUCGGGGAUGGCGACGUAUGAUAUGAUUAUUGAUGAUGAUGAGGACGAGCGGGUGUUUAUGAGGCAGAAGUUUGGCGCUGCAAGGACAAGCGAUGGUGGGAGUGGAGAUGCGCCAUCACGGAAGACGACGGGGCUGAAUACGGAGUUUUUGGAUAUUUAUUCGGGACUGUGUAAUGAUGGGAGACCACCGCUGGAGGGGUAUGCCCCUCCUGACGUGCCAGCCGACUUUGUCCCAUUACACAAGUUCCCACCUCCAUCCGCGACACAACCUGCCGCACCAACAAGCACAACCGAGUGGCAGGGACGCCAGCAAUCCCAAACACACAGCGCAUUAUCCGCCGACGCCCGUCGCGACCUCCUCGGCGAAGAAGCCCUAAAAGCGCCUCAACGGUCGGUUUUCGCGUACUUACCCCUAAAAGAGCAGGACCGGCUUCAGGAAUACAUCAACAAAGCGAACAGGGGACGCGAAGAGCUCGCGAAACGGGAGACUGCGCAGAAUGCACCAGCGCCUAAUGAACCGAAGCUGGAUAAACAGACCGCGGAGGCUGCAUUGAAGGGGUUUAUGCCGUUUGGGAACGAUCCGCCGAAGCAGGGGAGGUAUAGACGGUUUUUGGAGGUGGCGGCGGGGAUGGCGACGGAGUAUGCCACCGUGCCAAAGGUGACGCAAGAUAUAUCCCACGAACGCCUCGAAUUCUCCAAAGCAGCCCAAAUCUUCAAACCCCUCUCCUCCAUGAUGGCCUCCCGCUUCACCUCCGCCACCCACACCAUCGAACCCGGUUUCGCCCCCUCCUCCAAAAACCUCACCACGCCCCAACCUAACGACACCCACCUCCAAAAAGAAGCAGCAGACCUUAACAUGUACGGCCGCCUAACCCGCUCCGUAAAAGAGUGGCGACCCGAGAAGCUGCUCUGCAAACGCUUCGGCGUCCCCGACCCGUACAUGAACGCGAAAAAGAAGGAGAAAGUAGAGGAUGAGAAGAAUGAGGUUGCGCGGGAUCGGUUGGUUGCGCGAGGUGGGCUGGGGAUGGGGAUGGAUCCGGGGCGGGCGGCGCUGAUUGGGGCUGCGUCUGAUGGGUCUAGCGAGAAAGUAUCUGCGACGCCGGAAACUGAGGCGAAGGAGACAUCUGCUUCGGCCGGGGAAGACGAGUAUGAGCGGCCGCCGAUGGAUAUUUUCAAGGCUAUUUUUGCGGACUCGGAUGAUGAGGUGGAGGAGGAGAGUGAUGAGGAGCGG
Fimicolochytrium jonesii is the source of this 2037-nucleotide messenger RNA. RefSeq lists its product as uncharacterized. Gene Ontology annotation, biological process: mRNA processing. The annotation marks the transcript as partial. The record is from RefSeq and is a predicted model, not a curated record. The transcript is spliced from 6 exons. Lineage: Eukaryota; Fungi; Chytridiomycota; Chytridiomycetes; Spizellomycetales; Powellomycetaceae. Gene Ontology annotation, molecular function: RNA binding. Gene Ontology annotation, cellular component: nucleus.